GACCUCUCGUGGCAUUUCCAUGCUAUAGUGUUUUCCUGGGAACAAUAAUUUUCUGUUUAAUAGAUACGUAGGCAACACUAAAAGAAAAUUUUCACCAUACUGCAUGCAUAACAGGACAGUUUCAACACCGUACGUUUACAUGGUCUUAGUGUACUAUUAUGCGUACAUCAUUGAGCUCCAGAUAAUUUUGCUCCGUGGUAGGUUCAAAACUGACGCUUCUUUAUGCUGUGCAUAAAAAACAAAUGAACAACUUGUUGGCUUGGUUGUCAUCAAGAUCUCUCCUUCUCACAAUUUGGAGGAGCUUGCUUUAUAUUUAUUUAUAUAUAAAGGGCAUUACUAUGCUACGAUGAAAAAAGCGUGUAUGCUUUAUAUCGUUUUGUUAAUGGCAACUACAACAAUGGAACACGCAAUGAGGACUGCAUUGGGACUGCCUAGUCGCGAAGAAAGGAGUGUUCUAGACUACCAGGAUUGUGCAGGAGGUCGAUGUCUACGUGGAAUAGAUGGUGAUACAAUGAUUCAGCCACAACAGCAGGAACAACAGAUGGGGGGCGAACAGCCAAGUGUAGAGGACCUUCUGAUGGAGCCGGGUGCACAUGAGAAACGCCGACUGAGGGCGGAUAUAAGCUGUGCAAAUGGUGCCUGUGAUCAUCGCGGAGGGGGUGGUGGAGGCUCAGGAGAUGCGAACAAAGCCAAGGCCUCAAGCAUAGCUCAGAAAGCUGCACAGGAGGCAAAGGCUGCCUCAGAGGCACAGCAGGUUGCAGCACAGCAGGCUUCACAUCAGGUGAAAGUUCAAUUAGCUGAGAAAGCACAGGAGGCAGCUGAGGCGGCAAUGGCAGCUUUGGCAGGAAAACAGCAACUUGUUGAUGAACUUGAAAGUGAAGUGCGUGAAGCACAAGAAAUUCUGCAAGAGGAAAAUGCAGCUUUGCAAGCCGCUCAGCAAGAAGCACAGUCAGCUAUGACUUCUGCUCAACAAGCUGAACAGGAACUCAAAGUGCUGAACUCUGCUAUCCAGCUGGAAAAGAGUGCUGUGUCGAAUGCUGAAACAACUGCCCAAGGAGCACAGCAGGAAGUGGUCGAGAAGACUCAGGUCCUGGAUGCAGCUAAACGUCGAAUUGAAGCACUCACAAACGACUUGAAUAGUGCCCGUGCAGACCUGGCUAAUACCAAGCAAGCAGCAAAUAAAGCGGCGCAGGCUGCCCAAGCUGCUCGUACUAAUGCUGCCAGAAACCGACGUAGAUUGAGAGGAAGCCAAACAGCUGACUCCAUUAACGGCCCAGCAGUUUUACAGGUUCAAGGCACUCCACAACAAAUAAGAAGACAUCGAAGGCACUUUUAUCCAGCAAGGGUCUCAUCUGCAGCUUAAGUCAUACUGUACACUAUUUCUUUGUUACAUUAUGGAACUUCAUGCAUGGAGAUUGUCUUUUCUCUGAAAAGUUGAAAACGAUAUUUACCUUCAUUUUAUACUGUAUAUAUUUGCUACACUUUUAAUGGUACAGGAAUGGUUCUCUUAUCAAGAGGACAUAUCAUAUUUAUCCUGUCUGGUACUUGGAAAUGCAUAAAGAACAACUGAUAUGACUCCAAACUGAGACAGCCAAGCAGUGAACUGGCAGUCUUGGUUUCAGUUGCAUACCAAAGGUGGUGUGUAUAUAAUGAUUAGAUACAGAUAAAAAAGACAUGUUGUACAUAAGAAAUUAAUGCAACAGCCAGGUCAGUGGCACUGCACUAUCCUGUUCACCUCCUAUUCCUGCCCUCAGUAACAAUUGCUUAUUUACAUAUAUUUACUGAUUUAAUUUGAUAUUGUAUGUAUAUAUAUAUAUAUGAUAUGCAGUCCUUGUAAAGAAUUUCUUAAGUUAUAUUUUAUAGCUACCAAUGAAAGCUGUAAAUAAAUUGUAUUUAUACAGUUGUCCUCAGUGCAAAGGAAUAUACUUGAAGGUUAAACAAUAGAAAAUACUCUGCCAUGUAGCAUGCAACACAACAAUAAAAUUGGAAGUAAAUUUUGUCAAUA
This is a messenger RNA of Schistocerca gregaria, 2005 nucleotides long. RefSeq lists its product as uncharacterized. The record is from RefSeq and is a predicted model, not a curated record. Bases 347 to 1363 code for a protein of 338 amino acids. Lineage: Eukaryota; Metazoa; Arthropoda; Insecta; Orthoptera; Acrididae. The transcript is spliced from 6 exons.